Molecule: messenger RNA, 6426 nt
Organism: Rotaria socialis
Lineage: Eukaryota; Metazoa; Rotifera; Eurotatoria; Philodinida; Philodinidae
Source: the annotation of a GenBank genome assembly
AUGGUUGACGAUAUUCUCGAGCGUUCUAUUCACCUUGACGAAACGCUUGCACAUGAUGAUGAUUAUGAUGAUAAUCGGAGUACUCCCAUUCGCGGACAAAUUCAAGAUGUAUUUUUAAAUCGUCCUCUUACACCUGCAUUCACACGAUCGCGGUCACCGUUCACUGUUUCAAGUCAAGGAUCAAGUCGAAAUCUAAUGACAACGCCCACUUCUGGUCAACUUAUCGAUGAAAAUCGAUAUUUGAAUGAUGAACUGAACCGAGUCGAAACAGUACUCAAUUUAACACGUGCUGAAAAAGAUGAAUUAAGCAUACGUUACAAUGCUCUGUCUGAUCGGCUGGAGCAAUCACUACGUGCUCAAGGCGUUGACUUAUCAUCAGAUAUGAGCACUGGUGAGCCUGAACGCCGUAUUCUUGUCCAACAAAAUAUUGAGCUACGACGAAAACUCGAAGAAGAACAUCAAAAUUAUAAACGUAAACUAUCUAAUUAUCAAGAAGGACAAUUAAAACAAGCACAGCUUGUACAAAAACUUCAACAGAAAGUUUUACAAUACAAAAAUCGAUGUACAGAACUUGAAUUUCUAACUGAACAACAUAAAAAGGAUAUGGACCGUAUUCGACUUAGCGCAACUAAUACUACUGCAUUAUCAUUUCUUACUGACACACGUACAACACAAAAUAUUGAUGAACAAAGUGCAGUAUCAGUUUCCCUCGAUGAAGAAAAACAAAAGUCCGCUAAUUUUGCUCAAUUAAAUAAAAUGUUACGCGAUCAACUCGAUCAAGCUCAUUUAACUAAUCAACAAUUAACCGAUGAUUCACGUCGUAAUACGAAUGAAUUGCAAAAACUACGCGAAGAGUUCACACAAAAAACACGAGAUUGGCAACAAGAAGAACGGAUUCUAAAUCAAUUCUAUAAUAAAGAACAUAAUCUUAUGUAUGAAUUAUGGCGUGAUGUUGUUUCAUUUCGUAAAGAAUUUACUGAACUCAAAGGCACAACUGAGCGUGAUUUAAAUCGUGUUCGUGCUGAUCUUACACAAACAGGUCGAUCAUUAACAAGUGCUUGUUUUGGAUUUUUAACUACAUCAAAAACAGCUGAAUCUCAAGGACAAUUCGCCAUCGAACGAGAACGUCAUGAUCGUACGAGUCUAGAAAAUCAAAUCCGUGAAAAAACAAGAGAACUAGCAGAUUUACAACAAAGAUUACAAGAAUUAUCACAAACAAAUGAAAAACUACGUUUUCAAUUGGCAGAAAAAGAUGGCACUAUAACAACGUUGACACGUGCGACUCAAAUUCAAAGCCAAGCUGUGGAAACAUCAUCUUCGGCAUUGGAAACGCGUACUCGAGAAAUCAGUGCUGAUACUGAACGACUUCAUCAACGAUUACGCGAUUUAGCUCAAAUUGUACUUAACGAUGAAGAUGAUACAUUCGAUGGAAAUGAUCUAGGACGAACAUCACCAAGACGAUUAUCACCAUUGCGUGGUGCUGAACGAUUUGAUUCACCUGAUAGAGGUUAUACGAGACUUCGUUCACCUCGAUCGAAUUCACCUCAACGUCCAAUACAAGCAUCUCGGCCACAUUCUCGUAAUGUUUCACCAUCGUUUGUUGACAGUACAUUUAGUGCUGUUCAUGCUGCCUUAAAUAAACGUCAAGUUCAGGUUCACGAUUUACAAACAAAAUUGAGUACUGCACGAGAAACAAUUCAACAAUUAAAAGAUCAAUACAAUCAAAGUGAAGCGGAACGACGACACUUGGAUCAGCAAGCAGCAAGCUAUAAGUUGCAGAUAGAAGAAUUACGACGACAAUUUGAUGAUACAGCAACUGAACGUGAUCGAUCAAAAUCAGCGCUUGCAAAUUCUAAUAAUGAACGUACAAACAUGGAAAAACUUCGCAUUACACUUAAUGCUCAGAUUGAUGCAUUACGUGGCGAUUGUGAUCGUUUACAGCAGUCCAAUACAGAAUUACAACGUCAACGUGAUCUUCUCGACGAAGAAAAGGAUGAUUUACAAAAGGAUAAAAUUCGACAAGUGAAAGAAAAUGAACGUUGUAUGAAAGUCAUUGAAAAUCUUGAAAACAAAAUAUCGCAACUCAAAACAGAUGUAACAGAAUUACGUGAACAAUAUCAUAAAGAAAAACUAACCAAAGAUGUUCUCUCACAAGAAAAACAUGUGCUUUCUGAUGCACUUUCGCGUUCCGAAUCUUAUCGAGCUGAAAUUGAAGUUGAUCUUAGUAAAGAACGAAGUGAAAGUGCAACUUUAAGAGAUUUACUUUGCAAAAUACAAGCAUUGAAUGAAGGUCUUGCACAAGAUAAAAUCGAAUUGAAUAAAAUUAUUUUAAUGGUCGAACAAGAAAAAAAUUCUAUUCAUAAUGAAAAAUCCGAUGUUGAACAAGACAAAUCCACGCUUCGCCAGGAACUUGUAAGAGUUGAACAAGAUAAAAUCGAUGUUGAAAAUGAACGCGACACUAUUCUUCAUCGUCUUCAAUUAACUGAUGUUACUCGUCAACAAAUUGAACAAGAAUUGAACAUGGUCAAUCGAGAAAAAGUCGAAAUAAUUGAACAAUUUCAGCAAAUGACUCGAUUGAAAAAUACUCUAGCUGAAGAUUUAGUUGCUGCUAAAAAAGAUAUCGAACGACUUAGUGAACAUAAUGCACGUUUGAAUAAAGAGAAAGAAGAAUUAACUAAAGAACGUGGCAAUCUUGUUGUUGAUUUGACUGGUACUGAACGUGACAAUCAAACAUUAAAUUCAACCAUCGGUGCAUUACGAGCUGAAAAAGAAGCUCUUGAAACAAAUCUGUAUGAAGCACAAAAUAUAAUAGGCCAACUUGAAGUUAAAAAGGGACAAUUAGAAGGUGAAAAUCAAGAAUUACUUUUACGUAAAGAACAACUACAAGGUGAAAUUCAACGACUUCAUGCUGAAUUAAAUGUUGAAGUAGAAAAAUCAGCUCGUCAACGCGAUCAAUUGCAUCAACGUUUAACACAAGUAGAACGCGAUAAAGAACUUAUUAUUCAACAACAUCAUCAAGCUCAUGAAGAUGAUAUCGAACGUAUGACACGUGAACGUGAUAAACUUCGUCAUGAAUUAGAAACAGCACGAGAAGAAUCUAUUAGACAAUUAACACGUGACAAGGAUGAAUCAGUACAACGAUAUGAAAAAGAAAAGGAAGAUCUACAUUACGAAAUAGCUAAUGUUAUUACAGAACGUGAUCAAUCUUUAAUGGAAGCUGAAAAUGAAAAACAAAAACUACUUUCAAUGGCUCAAACCGAACGUAAUGCCUUAGCAGAAAAAUUAUCGCUAACAAAAGAUGAUUUAAUGCGUUUACAAGUUGAAUUCGAUAAAAUUCGUCGUGAAGCUGCGUUACAUCAUGAACAAGAUCGACAAGUCAUACUCUCGUUACAAGAUGAAUUAAAGAAAUUUCAUAUUAAAUUCGAAGAUGUAACUCUUGCUAACGAUCGUGAUGUUAAAGUAUUGCAAGAAGAUAUCGAUCAACUACGACAACAAAGACAAUUACAACAGCAUGAAAAUGCUGAAAUAAAAACACAAUUGAAAUUAAAUGAAGAAAAUCGAGAUCAGCUAAAACGUGAUUUAAUUGAAUCUAAUCGACGUAUUCGAGAAUAUGAAGAAAAUAUGACAAUACAACGAAAAGAAAUACAAGACUUGAAACGUUACUUACAAGAUGAACAACGUGAUAAAGACUUAUCAUUACGUUCAUGUGAUGAUUUACGUACGAAAUUGAAGAGUGUAGAAAAUGAAAAAAUUGAUUUAAGGCAAUUAUUAGAUGAAGCUAAGCAAAGAAUUAUUGUACUCGAAGAACAAAAAUCUCAAUGUCAAAAAGAUGCUAAUGAUCUUCGUCACAAUUUACGUGACGUUGAACGUUCGCGAUUGGAAGCUCGACGUGAAUUACAAGAAUUGCGUCGUCAUGUUAAAAUGCUCGACGGUGAAACGAAAAAGAAAUCGAAAGAAGUAGAAGAAUUAGCCGAUCGUGUACGACUAGAUGAACAACGUGAAGAAGAAAUGCGUCGAGAAGUAUUUGGACAAAAACAGAAAUUCGUCGAAGCUGAAGCCUCACGAGAAGUUUUACGUAAAGAACUAGCUAAUAUUCAACGACACUAUGCUGAAUUAGAAGAUGAACAACGAAUGAAAGAACGAGACUUUAGAUUAGCCAUUGAAGAUGCUCGACGAAUUGAACGCAAAGCGAUCGAAGAACGACGAAAUGUUGAAUUAGCACUUGAGAAUGCCAAUCAAAUGAUGUCUGAAUUGCGUAUUGUACUAUCAGGUGCCGAAGGACGUGCCAGUGCACUUGAUACACAAUUAGCACGUGUGGAAGGUGCUAAACGUGAUGCCGAAUAUAAAUUAGGCAGUAUCGUUUCAAGUUUACGCCGUACCAUUGGCUAUGGUUCACGUAGCCGCAGUGGUGCAGGAAUUCGAAGUCGUUCGCCAAGUCCAACUGUUCGCCGUCGACCAAUCUCACCUACGAAAGGUUUCGAUAGUCAUGAAAAUCGAGCGUCACCUAUAUUACGACGAACAUCCCGUAGCCCACAUCAUCGUUCACGAUCACCAGGCUAUGAUGUUGAACGUGCUCAAUCGCCCGGCUCAACCUAUGUUGAUGUUGCUGAUAUUGAUCCAGAACAGAUUCGUUCAGCAUUACGAGAUUUUGUUCAGAGUUUUAUUUCUACUGAACGCGAUCGCGAUGAUUGUGUUUCUGAAACUACACAAUUGCGUCGAAUUAAUAAAGAACUUGAAGAUAAUCUUGCAAGAUCAGAAUUUCGAUUUAAUCAAUUACAAAAAACACUCAUGUCAUUUGAAGAAGACAAAAAAGGUGUAGAUACUCGUUUACAAAGUGCUCAAAGUGCCUUAUUACUACAUGAAGAUACUAUUCGACGAAGUGAACGCGAGCGUAAAACAAUGAUUGAUCAAAUAACUGCACUCGAACGACAAAUAUUAGGCAUGGAAACUGAAAAAAAACAAAUUUUUGAAAAAAUGAAUUUCUCAAAAUCCAGUGAAGCCCGUUUAUCGGAUGAAAAACGACAAUUAAAACGAGCGCUAGAAGAAUAUGAAGCUCGUACAACUGAUCUUGAAAUGAAUAAACGAGCAUUGGAAGGUGAAAUUCAACGUUUAAAUAUGAUCCUUACCGAUAAAGACACUGAAAUUCAAGUACAUCAAGAACGAUGCGACACCUUAAUUAAACAAAUUCAAGAUCGUGAAGAAAAAUGUCAAUCAUUACAAUUAAGUGUUGAUCGUCUUUCUUUAACAUUAGCUAAAAUUGAAGAGGGUGAAUCAAGCCUCAAAACCCGUGUACACUCACUGAAUCAAACAUUAUCACAAACAAACUAUCAAGCAGCUGAUUUACAACAAAAACUUGGUGGUAUUCAAAAUGCUUUACAAGGUAGUGAAGCUGAUCGUCGUAUAUUACAAGAUAAACUUGAACAAUCACGAUCACAAGUCUGUGAACUCAAAAAACAAAAUCAUGAACUACUCGAACGUGUACAUCAUUUACAAAAUGAAAUUACUGAUUCAGAUAUGAGACGGCAUGAGUUAGAAAAUCAACUACGAAAUACGAAUACUCUUCUUGUUCAACGUCAAGAAAGUGAACAAGAAGCAAUUCAAAAGAUUUCAAUCUUAGCUGCCGAUAAACAAGCAGUACAAGAGAAGAAUGCUCUUUUACAACGUCAAUUAGGCAACCUUGAUCUAGAAAAACGUGAAGCUGAGAGAUCAAAAUUACGUUUAGAAAAAGACAAAAAUGUUCUGAAGAAAACUCUAGACAAGGUUGAACGCGAACGUGUUGUUACCGAAGAUAUUGUUCGUUCAUGGGAUCGAGCUGAAUUCGAUCGGCAAUACCGUCGAAUCGAAGAAGAAAAUCUAGCUCUGCAAAAACAAGUCGAACAUUUACAAGCAGCCCUUAAUGAAUCAGAACAACAACAUGCACAACGCUUAAUUGAUCUAGCGACACGUAGUAGACGUGAAACCGAGGCCGAAACCGAACGUAUCCGAUCAUCUCAAACAGCUGCCGAACGUGCUUUAGAAGCACGAGAAAAAUCGCAUCGAACUCGUGUUAAAGGUCUCGAAGAACAAAUUACAACAUUAAAAGAGCAACUUCAUCAAGAAUUGCGCAAACGUCAAUCAUUUCUAACUCGUUCAAUGGCAAAUGGAGAUGAAAUAAAUGCACUUCGUCGUGAAAUAACAGAUUCACUAACGUUUGUAUCACAAGAUCCACGUGGUCUCGAUCCGGUUCAUUUAGAUCAUGAAACAAAACGAUUAGCAGAUAUGAACGAACAGCCUGUACGUCAUCGUUCACCUAAUCGACGUAAUCUAUCACCACCUAUUGCCUUACGUUCUAUGCGAGCUGCUGCUUCUAUAGCUGCAGCAUCACCAUCUCAUUUGGGUCCUCAAUCGCCGAACGGACGUGCACGAUCUUCGCGGCCACGCUAUUAA